Messenger RNA from Colletotrichum aenigma, 1089 nucleotides. Its product is annotated as Satratoxin biosynthesis SC1 cluster protein 4. The record is from RefSeq and is a predicted model, not a curated record. Lineage: Eukaryota; Fungi; Ascomycota; Sordariomycetes; Glomerellales; Glomerellaceae. The transcript is spliced from 6 exons. Bases 1 to 1089 code for a protein of 362 amino acids.
AUGAACCACGACUACACCAAGGGCCAGAUGAUCGGUCUGGCCGUUGGGUUCAUGAUCAUUCCGACCAUCUUUUAUGUCCUUCGAAUAUGGGCGAAGCUGCUCGUCAAGCGGUUUGCGUGGGAUGACUACCUCGCGGGGUUUGCGCUGCUGGUUUCCAUCACCUGCUGUACUUUACAAUUGGCUACCGCGAUCCAUGGACACUUGGGCCAACACCAACCUACGUUUCCUGACGGGUCCCCGAUCAUGGACGAUCCAGGGUUGAUCUUCUUCGAGGAGACCAAGUUUGCACUGAACAUGAUAUCCAUUCUGGGCUUGGGCCUAGUCAAGUCCUCCAUCUUAGUGUUGUACAGGAGCCUUUUCCCAAGUCGCAGGUUUCACUACGUCGUGUAUGCCGCGCUUGCUUUCGUCAUUGGCUGGACCGUCAGCUUCUUCUUCUCUCAUUUGUUCACAUGCUAUCCUAUCACUGUUUUCAUCGAGCCUUACUACGGCAACUCCUGCGUGCAGACGGUGCCAAUGUUCCUGGCGCUGCUGUUCACCGACGUGGUGGCGGACUUUGCGAUACUCAUACUUCCCAUUCCGAUGGUCAUAAGGGUAAGAAUGCCGCUGAAGAAGAAGUUGGCUGUGAUCGGGAUGCUCGGGUUGGGCGCAGCGGUCUGCGCAGUGAGUGUUACGAGAGUGAUCGCUACUUUUGCCAUUGCGGAAGAGUACAUCAAGCAUCCGAACGACGUCAUUUACUAUACUGCGCCAGUAUUCUUCUGGACGAACAUUGAGCUUUCUUUAGCCAUUGUAUGCGCCUGUCUUCCAACUCUCCGGCCAAUCUGGUUACACUUCUUCCCGAAACCUGCGGCGACGGGCAGCAACUCGUAUGAGUAUGGAUCAUCAAAACGUUAUGGCGCCCGUAAGAGCAGUCUCAGAACACCGCCUUACGAAGAGUUGGACGAACUUGAAUUGACUCGGCAUGAUGGGUUGACCCGGUCAGGAUCAGUCAGAGAAAACGACAUUGUGAGGGAGACAACCAUACACCAGACGAUUGAGCCGUCGGACAAUUCCAGCACGGCCAACUUGAGAACAAAUGGGCUUGGGCUAUAA